CCUCCUGCUCAUCACCUGCGCAUCAUUCACCAUGGCGAGCACCAUCGCCGCGCUCCUGACCGACUGCUGGCAGAUCAAUAGUAAGGGUUCGGUGAUGCUGAGCACGCGCUGCCGGGGGCUCUGGAGGGAAUGUGUCUGGGACCGCUUCGUGAAGAUCUGGACUUGUGACGCCUUCAGCUCCUAUCUGAACCCACAUCCAGCCACCAUCGUCCUCACCAGAGCUCUAAUCAUCGUCUCCAGUAUCAUCAGCGUCUUCGCCUUCGUCUUCCUCAUCCUCGGAUUGAAGAACUUUAUCUGGUGCCGAGACCCAAGCGCCAAUCUUCAGUGCCUGCGUCUGGCCUCUGGGCUCUACUUCCUAGUCGGAAUGUCGUCCUCGGCUGCCAUCAUAAGAUACUGCAUCUAUGUAUAUCAUGUUCACCAGUACGAGGUUUCCCUAAAAAUCCCAGGAUUCCCUAGUUUUGAGUACGGUUACUCUCUUUGGAUGGCUGUCGGUGGUAAUUUGGGGGCGGUCACUAUGGCUGCCAUAACCUGUCACCAGGGUGUUCACCAUAAGAAUCCGACAGUGAAAGAAGGAAAAACCGAGAGCCGACAAUCUGAGUGUCCGGAUGUCCUGAAGACGUAUGUUUAAUGUCACUAACGUAGAAACAUAACACGAAACGUUUGGGCAGAAUAGAUGGGCAGCAUGGUUCUUUUCUGCCGAUACAGUAUAAGGUUCUAUGGUUCUUUUCUGCCGAUACAGUAUAAGGUUCUAUGGUUCUUUUCUGCCGAUACAGUAUAAGGUUCUAUGGUUCUUAUCUGCCGAUACAGUAUAUAGUUCUAUG
This is a messenger RNA of Hyla sarda, 821 nucleotides long. Its product is annotated as claudin-16-like. NCBI's taxonomy places the organism in Eukaryota, Metazoa, Chordata, Amphibia, Anura, Hylidae. The record is from RefSeq and is a predicted model, not a curated record. Gene Ontology annotation, biological process: bicellular tight junction assembly; cell adhesion. Gene Ontology annotation, cellular component: bicellular tight junction; plasma membrane. Gene Ontology annotation, molecular function: structural molecule activity. Bases 32 to 628 code for a protein of 198 amino acids. The transcript has 5 exons.